AUGGGAGAAGAAAAAAAAGCGUUAUUAGAUGCUUCUGGUGCUGAGCAUCAAGAUGAAGAUAGAACUGCUACUGCUAUUUUGAGAUCCAAGAAGAAAGAUAAUGCUUUGUUAGUUGAUGAUGCUGUCAAUGAUGACAAUUCUGUUAUUGCUAUUAAUUCCAAUACUAUGGAUAAGCUAGAAUUAUUUAGAGGUGACACUGUCUUGGUUAAAGGUAAGAAGAGAAAAGAUACUGUUUUGAUCGUUUUGAUCGAUGAUGAUUUGGAAGAUGGUAUGUGUAGAGUUAAUCGUAUUGUUAGAAACAAUUUGAGAAUCAGGUUAGGUGAUCUGAUAACAGUCCAUCCAUGUCCAGAUAUCAAAUACGCUACCAGAAUUUCUGUUCUACCAAUUGCUGAUACUAUUGAAGGUAUUACUGGUAAUUUAUUUGAUGUUUUCUUAAAGCCAUAUUUCGUUGAAGCCUACAGACCAGUUAGAAAAGGUGACCAUUUCGUUGUAAGAGGUGGUAUGAGACAAGUUGAAUUUAAAGUCGUUGAUGUCGAACCUGAUGAGUUUGCCGUUGUUGCACAAGAUACCGUUAUUCACUGGGAAGGUGAACCAAUUAAUAGGGAAGAUGAAGAAAAUAAUAUGAAUGAAGUUGGUUAUGAUGACAUUGGUGGUUGUAGAAAACAAAUGGCUCAAAUUAGAGAAAUGGUUGAAUUACCAUUAAGACAUCCACAAUUAUUCAAAGCUGUCGGUAUUAAACCACCAAGAGGUGUUCUUAUGUAUGGUCCUCCAGGUACCGGUAAAACUCUGAUGGCUAGAGCUGUCGCUAACGAAACCGGUGCUUUCUUUUUCUUGAUCAACGGUCCAGAAGUUAUGUCAAAAAUGGCAGGUGAAUCUGAAUCUAACUUAAGAAAAGCUUUUGAAGAAGCCGAAAAAAAUGCCCCUGCUAUUAUCUUUAUUGAUGAAAUCGAUUCCAUUGCUCCAAAAAGAGACAAGACAAACGGUGAAGUUGAAAGAAGAGUCGUUUCACAAUUAUUAACUUUAAUGGAUGGUAUGAAAGCAAGAUCUAAUGUUGUCGUUAUUGCUGCCACUAAUAGACCAAACUCUAUUGAUCCUGCCUUAAGAAGAUUUGGUAGAUUCGAUCGUGAAGUUGAUAUUGGUAUUCCAGAUGCCACCGGUAGAUUAGAAGUCUUACGCAUUCAUACUAAGAACAUGAAAUUAUCAGAUGAUGUUGAUUUAGAAACUUUAGCUGCAGAAACUCAUGGUUAUGUUGGUGCUGAUAUUGCAUCAUUAUGUUCCGAAGGUGCUAUGCAACAAAUUCGUGAAAAAAUGGACUUGAUUGAUUUAGAUGAAGACGAAAUAGAUGCUGAAGUUUUGGAUUCUCUUGGUGUAACUAUGGAUAACUUCAGAUUUGCCUUAGGUAACUCCAACCCAUCUGCCUUACGUGAAACUGUUGUCGAAAGUGUCAAUGUUACUUGGGAUGAUAUUGGUGGUUUAGAUGAAAUUAAGAGAGAAUUAAGAGAAACUGUUGAAUACCCUGUCUUACAUCCAGACCAAUAUACUAAAUUCGGUCUAUCUCCAUCUAAAGGUGUUUUGUUUUAUGGUCCACCAGGUACUGGUAAAACUUUACUGGCUAAAGCUGUCGCAACUGAAGUUUCUGCUAACUUUAUUUCAGUCAAAGGUCCGGAAUUAUUAAGUAUGUGGUAUGGUGAAUCCGAAUCUAAUAUUCGUGAUAUUUUUGACAAAGCUAGAGCUGCUGCACCAACUGUUGUUUUCUUAGAUGAAUUGGAUUCUAUUGCUAAGGCUAGAGGUAAUUCUCAAGACAACGUCGGUGAUAGAGUUGUUAACCAAUUAUUAACUGAAAUGGAUGGUAUGAAUGCAAAGAAAAACGUUUUCGUUAUUGGUGCAACAAAUAGACCAGAUCAAAUCGAUCCAGCUAUUCUAAGACCAGGUAGAUUAGAUCAAUUGAUUUACGUUCCACUACCUGAUGAAGUUGGUAGAUUAUCUAUUUUAGAAGCUCAAUUAAGAAAAUCUCCAUUAGAACCUGGUUUAGACUUACGUGCUAUUGCUAAAGCUUCACAAGGUUUCUCUGGUGCUGAUUUAUCAUACAUUGCCCAAAGAGCUGCUAAAUUUGCUAUCAAAGAUUCUAUCGAAGCUCACAAACUUGCUGAAAGCAAAAAAGUGAAAUCCGAAGAAGAUGUUGAAAUGUCCGAUGUCAAACAAGAAGCUGAAGUUGAAGAAGUCGACCCAGUUCCAUUUAUCACAAAAGAACAUUUUGCUGAAGCUAUGAAAACAGCCAAACGUUCUGUCUCCGAUGCCGAAUUACGUCGUUAUGAAGCAUAUUCACAACAAAUGAAGGCCUCUAGAGGUCAAUUUAGUAAUUUCAACUUUGGUGACUCAACUUUAGGUGCAAACAGUGAUGCUAAUAAUGGCACCACUGGCGCUUCUGGUGCUGAUUUUGCUUCUGGUGCUGCCGAAGAAGAUGAUGACUUAUACAGUUAG
This is a messenger RNA of Tetrapisispora phaffii CBS 4417, 2481 nucleotides long. RefSeq names its product AAA family ATPase CDC48 (gene CDC48). Bases 1 to 2481 code for a protein of 826 amino acids. The record is from RefSeq and is a predicted model, not a curated record. Gene Ontology annotation, molecular function: polyubiquitin modification-dependent protein binding; ATP hydrolysis activity; ATP binding. Gene Ontology annotation, biological process: mitotic spindle disassembly; retrograde protein transport, ER to cytosol; autophagosome maturation. NCBI's taxonomy places the organism in Eukaryota, Fungi, Ascomycota, Saccharomycetes, Saccharomycetales, Saccharomycetaceae. Gene Ontology annotation, cellular component: nucleus; VCP-NPL4-UFD1 AAA ATPase complex; cytosol. The transcript has a single exon.